Messenger RNA from Macadamia integrifolia, 927 nucleotides. RefSeq names its product rac-like GTP-binding protein RAC2. Lineage: Eukaryota; Viridiplantae; Streptophyta; Magnoliopsida; Proteales; Proteaceae. The transcript is spliced from 7 exons. The record is from RefSeq and is a predicted model, not a curated record. Bases 213 to 803 code for a protein of 196 amino acids. Gene Ontology annotation, cellular component: nucleus; cell projection; cytoskeleton. Gene Ontology annotation, molecular function: protein kinase binding; GTPase activity; GTP binding. Gene Ontology annotation, biological process: regulation of cell shape; small GTPase-mediated signal transduction; establishment or maintenance of cell polarity.
UUUCAAAAUUCGAACUCAAUUCCAACACAUCACCAAAUCCUCCUCUCUAUCUUUCUGUGAAAGAGAAAGAGAAGGGAAAGGGAAACAGAGACUUCUGUUCAUGGGUGAGAAGAAAAGAAGGAAAUAAGGCCUUACUAGCUAAGUAAAAGGUUCUAAGGCCACCAGGUGCCUAACACAGCUGAACUCCAAGAGGAGAAGGAAAGAAGAGAAGAAUGACCACGGCAAGGUUCAUCAAAUGCGUAACCGUCGGCGAUGGCGCCGUCGGAAAGACUUGCAUGCUCAUCUCUUACACUAGUAACACCUUCCCAACGGAUUAUGUUCCUACAGUAUUUGACAACUUCAGUGCCAAUGUUGUGGUGGAUGGGAGUACAGUGAACCUUGGUCUAUGGGAUACUGCAGGGCAGGAAGAUUACAACAGACUGAGACCUCUAAGUUAUAGAGGUGCUGAUGUGUUUCUAUUGGCAUUCUCUCUUAUCAGUAAAGCUAGCUAUGAGAAUAUCUCUAAGAAGUGGAUCUCUGAGCUGAGACAUUAUGCACCAAAUGUUCCAGUUGUGCUGGUAGGAACCAAGCUUGAUUUAAGGGAUAACAAACAGUAUUUGAUGGAACAUCCUGGAGCAACACCAAUCACAACAGCCCAGGGUGAGGAACUGAAAAAGAUGAUUGGUGCAGCGGUUUACAUCGAAUGCAGUUCCAAGACUCAGCAGAAUGUGAAAGUCGUGUUUGAUGCUGCAAUCAAGGUUGUUCUGCGGCCUCCAAAACCAAAGAAAAAGCACCGGAAGCGAAGGCCUUGCGUGUUUCUCUAGUCCAAGUUCAUAUUAUAUAUAUCUUACAUGAUAUAUAAAUAUCCUUCCAUUUCUCUCACCCUUAAGAGGUUAUGCAGUUGUCUUGGAUAACUUUGCUACUAAAUAUAUUGAAGAAUUUGCAGUA